UUUUCCUACUUCACACAUCUAAUUUUGAUUUCCUAGUUUCAUACUUCCAAAUUUUUAAGGUCUAGUACUCCAAUCCCAAAGUUACAGGUGGUAGUUUCAACUUAUCAAUGAACAAGUUGUUAAACUUUCUGCUUGUUGUUUUUGUCUUUGUUGCUACGGAAAUUCAUGGAGUGCAAGGUAAUGCAAUGGUGACUGGCACUGUUUUCUGUGACCAAUGUAAAGAUGGCCAAGUGUCCAUCUUUGAUUAUCCUCUAUCAGGGAUGAAGGUGACAAUGGUAUGUCCAGGGACUGAUGGACAAAUGACAGUGGUUGGAGAAGAUACCACAAACAUGUUAGGCAACUAUGGCAUAACUUUUGAUGGCACCCCUGAUUUAAGUAGCUGUUUUACCCAAAUUUCACCCAAUAAUACUAUUGGGCCGGACUCAGAUAAGUGUGGGGUUGCUCCAGGCCCAGCCAAAUCAGUUAGGCUAAUGUUUAGCAUGUUUGAUAUGGAAAUGUUUACAGUUGAUCCUUUGAUUUCACAACCUGCUCAACCUAUGUCUUAUUGUUCAACAUCUUCAGCACCUCCUAGUCCCGUCUCAUUGCCACCCCCUACAUCUUCGUCACCUCCUAGUCCCGUCUCAUUGCCACCCCCUACAUUUUCGGCACCUCCUAGUCCCGUCACAUUGCCACCCCCUAUAGGUUCUGGUACUCCUAUCACUCCGGUGUCUCCCUCGGCCCCGCCUAAAGGUCCGACUCCGACUUUUAAGCUUCCACCUAUGCCUCGGAUACCUCCAUUGACACCAAUGCCACCAGCGCCCUUCUUACAAGAUUCGGCAUGCUCACACGAAUACUGGACGAUGCCACAAUACAAAUGUUACUGGAGAGCAGUGAACCCACAGAUGCCAGUAGGGCUAGUAUUCGGUCCCUUAGCAGCACAGAAAUAUGGAACUGACUUAACAUUAAGGAAAGGACUUGAAGGUAAGGGUGAUCCUUACAAAACCCUUUUAAGGGAAGGUGUAACUGCACUUCUUAACUCCUACAACAGCUUCCAUUUCCCUUACAAUGCGCUUGAGGUCCUCCAUAGCUUCAACACCGCGUUAACGGGCUCGAAUCGUAACGUUCUUCUUACUGCCUUGAGGUACAAGAGGGCUAAUACUGGAUAUGGUCAUGUUCCCUGCAAAUUUCAAUCUUGCAAAUGAUCAUCAUUUUAGGGUGAUAUGUUUUUAGGAUGAUAUAUUUAACAUGCUAUUAGUGAAGUAUUAUUUAUUCGUAUAUAUACGUUAGUACUCUCAUAUAGUACGUUUCUUUCAUACUAUAUAUCGAGACUUUCUGUAAUAAUUUAUGGCGUAGAGAUUUGAUUUUAGGCGGCAGCAUCAGUUUCUUGUAUGUGUCUAUAUACAUGGCUGAUAAUAUUGUAUGCUUUUAUUUUCUGGUA
Messenger RNA from Beta vulgaris subsp. vulgaris (sugar beet), 1417 nucleotides. RefSeq lists its product as hypothetical. NCBI's taxonomy places the organism in Eukaryota, Viridiplantae, Streptophyta, Magnoliopsida, Caryophyllales, Amaranthaceae. Bases 108 to 1181 code for a protein of 357 amino acids. The record is from RefSeq and is a predicted model, not a curated record. The transcript is spliced from 3 exons.